Molecule: messenger RNA, 5449 nt
Organism: Aspergillus nomiae NRRL 13137
Lineage: Eukaryota; Fungi; Ascomycota; Eurotiomycetes; Eurotiales; Aspergillaceae
Exons: 12
Biological process (GO): translation
Cellular component (GO): ribosome
Molecular function (GO): structural constituent of ribosome; protein binding
Source: RefSeq, a predicted model, not a curated record
CAGCCCAACUCAUUCACCUUUGAAUGCUUGCAAGCUUUUAUUGACGCUCCUCAGUUGCUUCGAUAGAACCGAGGUUAUCGGUCAGUUCUCAAAUAUGGCUGUUCAUCUCUUGUCUUGGUCGUCUCCAUUGCGCACCUUCGGGUCGACCAUGAACUCCAUGGUUGCAAGCCGGUGGAAUUCGACUCUCGCAACAGAAGGCGCUGCUUAUCAGCGUGCUACCAACGCUAAUCAAAGACCAAGAGUAUUCAGCCGUCGUCGUGUACCGAACCGCCAAAAGUUCAUCGAAGACCAAAAGGCCCAAGGAGAGAGUCGAAUUUUAGAGAAAUACCAAACUCGCGAUUGGCGAGCAGGCGAUAUUUACACACCUCAUGAUCUCAGCGCUGCCGAGAUGAAGAAGUGGAGGAAGCGCUACAGCCCAGCCACAGAUGCUUUUGAUUCUUUGAACAUGAACCCGCUAGACUUGUACAAGAACUUCUCGAUCAUGUCCGAGUACAUCACCCCAAUGGGGCGUAUAAAGCAUAGAAAUACAACUGGUUUACGACCUGUCAACCAACGGAAGAUUGCAAAGGCUAUCCGAAGGGCUAUUGGCCUUGGUCUGAUGCCUAGUGUCCAUAGACAUCCAGAGAUCCUGGCAGCGGAAUUGAAGGCGAAGACUUCAUUUGGGCGGCUAGUCCUUCUACAACUAGGGGCCAGCCCACUCAUCUCUCAUCGGAUGCCAAAGGCGAACGACUUGCUUAUGCGGCUCAAGGCCAAUAAAUCCAUAUUCUUGCGUUCAAUCGACGACCCCGCUCUCGCGAGGCAGUACACCGAACAUAAGGCGCAGACUACGGUCGCACGGUUCUCGCCGUCUGGAUUCUACGUCGCUAGCGGUGAUGCAGCUGGUCUAGUUCGAGUCUGGGACUGCGUCGGUGAAGGGCAUACGAAGGGAGAAUACAGUAUUGUCAAUGGCAGGAUCAAUGAUCUCGCAUGGGACGGGGAUUCCCAGCGUAUAAUCGCCGUAGGUGAGGGGAAGCAACGCUAUGGCCACUGCAUUACUUGGGAUAGUGGAAAUACUGUCGGGGAAAUCUAUGGCCACACCCAACAGAUUAACGCAGUCUCAAUCAGGCAACAGCGACCUCUGCGAGCUGCUGCUGCUGGUGAUGAUAAGAAUUUAGUAUUCUACCAUGGAGCGCCCUUCAAGUUCAAUACAGGUAUCCGUGACAAGCACACUAAUUAUAUUUAUGGUGUCGGCUUCAGUCCAGAUGGCUCAACGCUGGUUAGCGUUGGUGCUGACCGAAAGAUCUGGCUCUAUGAUGGCAAGACGGGAGAGCCAAGGGGCCAGGUUGGGGAAGGUGAGCAUAAGGGUAGUAUUUUCAGUGUUUCAUGGUCCAAGGACUCUCGGAAGUUUGUAACUGCGAGUGCCGACAAGACGGUCAAGGUAUGGGAUGUGGAAGCCGGUAAAGUUUCACAAACCUGGAACAUUGGAGGGGAGGGAAGUACAGAUGUCAAAGACCAGCAGGUCGGUGUGGUUUGGCCUCCGGGCAGAAGUGACAAUCUGCUCAUCAGUUUGUCACUAGGUGGCAACCUGAAUUACCUUGUUGAAGGUACUCCCGAACCUAGACAACUUCGACGGCAGAGUCUGCAGCUGGGACGUGCUACUGGAACUGCGGAGGAGGCGGACGGUGAGAGUCACUCGACGUACAUCGCAGGCCUUGCGCCGACACAAGAAGGCAAUGGUAGAAUCUACAGCGUGGCCUGGGAUGACACCAUUAGAUCCGUGGACGUCGGAGCUAAAACGUACACCGGAAGCUCUUCCAAGUUAUCUGGACAGCCCAAGGGUAUUGCUGCAGCUGUAGUGGUAUUGGUAGGGACCUCAGAGAGCGUUGAGAUCUACAAAGAUGGCCAGAAGAUCGGCGACUUCAAAUCAAAGUUUCCCAUCACUACUGUGGCAGCACAUGGAAGCACUGCAGCCAUCGGUGGCGAUGAUUCAAGUAUUCAAAUCUGCGAGAUCUCGGGCGCUACUUUGAUUCCAAAGACGGAUUUUAAAGCUUCUCGAAAUCCCGUGUCUGCAUUGGCUUUCUCGCCGAAUGGUUCCCUGCUGGCUGUUGGCGAUUCGCGUGGUCGCGUUCUCGUUUACAAGGUUGCCGAUGCCAGUCUAGUCACAGACCGUUGGACGGCACAUACUUCACGGAUCACCUCUAUUGCAUGGAACGAAGAUGGUACACAUGUUGCGAGCGGAGCGUUGGACACCAAUAUAUUCGUGUGGAGCCUGGCCAAUCCUGGAGAAUGGCUUCAAGCUACUAAUGCUCACAAAGAAGGUGUCAACGGUGUAGCUUGGGUGUCGGGGUCGAAGAUUGCAUCGGCUGGCGCGGAUGCAGCAGUCAAGUUGUGGAAACUGCGGCAGGCGACAUUUGUUUUACCGAAAACCGGUCAACGCUUGAGAGGUCUGGUUACUUUACGAAACCCUCAUUUCCAACCGAAUGGCCACAACGAUGAAGAACGCCGCGGGCUGCUCUCCGGACAGUAUUCCGUGGAUCGUGAAGGGAUACCUUUACGCUUAUGGAGAAAGGUGCGAGAGGCAGAACUUUGGAUACAUCAAGUUGUUUCUACUGAGCUAGGAAUCGGAGUCCUGAAAUGCAGCCUAGCUUACUUAUUGGGGUCGCUUGCAACUUUCGUGCCAGCGAUCGCUUCGUGGCUAGGCCAUCAAGAUGGCAAGCAUGUCGUGGCCACCGUUACAGUCUAUUUCCACCCAGCAAGGUCUCAAGGAAGCAUGUACAAGGCAUCAAUUUGUGCCUUCCUAGCAUUUCUCUACGCCGCCUUCAUCUCUUUGACAAGCAUGUGUGUCUCUAGAUUCUUUCAGGACACCCUUGACCUACUCCCACUCGGUCAUGCUAUAGUUCUUAUAGUCUUCUGUGGAGGUGGUUUAGGAUUUAUUGGAUGGAUAAAACAAAGACUGGGUGACCCCCUUGUGAAUGUCGCCUGUUCCCUCGCUUCGCUGUCGUCCAUUACUGUCUUGACAAAAGAAGGCGCAGUACAGAAUGGGGACUUGUCGUUCGCUAAAAUUUUCCAGGUUUUGAAAAUGGUCGUGAUGGGCGUAGCUGCAGCCAUGGCUGUGUCAUUUAUGAUAUUUCCAAUAUCAGCGCGGAAAAAACUACGGGUAAACCUCACUACUGUCACCGAGACGCUAGCAACGAUGCUAGCCUUGAUUACCGAGAGCUUCCUUACCGGAUCUGAAGAGGAGCUUCAGACUGAAGAAUACCUAAGUGCAGCUGCACGCCAUAAGCAGGCAUACAGCCAGCUUGACAGACUGGUAAGAGAAGCGAAACUGGAGCAUUUUGUUGCAGGUACAGAGAGACAGUACAGGCUAGAGAAAAACCUUGUACGCUGGGUACAGGAUAUAACUCAUAACAUGGGCGGCUUGCGCAGUGCGGCUCUCCUGCAAUUUCAGCUGCUAAAGCAAACCAAACUUGCCAGGCCGACCCAGUACAAUAGCGAAGCAGCAGUUAUAAACGGGGUUUACCGAGGAUCAUUACCUAGUCCAUGGUCACUACAUGAGGAACGGCCAAUUUUAGAGUCGAUAGAUGAGAGGCCAGAAGAAGAAGUCUUGGAUUCGGAUAGAAACAGGUCUUUUUCAAGUCUGGGAAGAGACCCUUCUAAUUCAGAGCCUGAUCACGUUCUUCUUCCUGCGGACAUUUUCGCAUUAUUUAUCGGUCAUUUAGGGCCAUCGAUGAGAUCGCUUGCAUUCACUUUGAAAGAAAUUUUUAAGGAGAUUCCUUUCAAACCUGCACCGGAUUACAGGGUCGCAAUCAAUAGUAGGUUCCGCACCAGUCUUGACCGGGCACUUGAUCUCUAUCGAGAAUCCCGAGAAGAAGCGUUGAAGACUAUAUAUCGACAGAAGGACGUCCUAGAUAUCCAGACCCUUGAAGUCGAAGCGGAUCUGGAGGAAGUUGCUGCCAGUUGCGGCCAUUUUAGUUUUUCGCUUCUGGAGUUCGGUGAGCAGCUGAAGGAUCUGUUAGCAAUCCUUGAUGAACUGCAGCUUGAAGCUGAGGAGAGGCCCAAUGGCAGGUCCUGGAACUGGCUGAGGUUUUGGUGUCGACGAAAUGCUUGGGUAAAAGCAAAGGAUACCGAGCAGCCAUUGGUUGAAGCAGAUUUCAUACAAGGUGGUGUUGAACCUCAACUGGAGGUCGGCAACGCUGAGUCACACAGUAAAACAUUGUCAUCAUCUCUCCAUCCGGGAAACGUAUCGGGGAAAAAGGGCUUCGGUUAUCGUAUCUGGAAGUCACUCAAGAUCCUUCGACGGGAUGAUACCAAAUUUGCCAUCAAAGUAGGUACAGGUGCGGCGCUGUAUGCUUUGCCGUCAUUUCUCCCGUCUACAAGACCGUUCUACUCUCACUGGAGAGGCGAAUGGGGUCUUUUGUCAUACAUGCUAGUUUGUUCGAUGACCAUCGGUGCUUCAAAUACCACCGGAUAUGCCCGUUUUUUGGGUACCUGCUUAGGGGCACUCUGCGCCGUCGUUUCGUGGUACGUGACAGGUGGGAAUAUGUAUGGCCUCGCAUCUCUGGGGCUAUUCAUGGCUACGUGGACAUCUUAUCUCAUAAUAGUCAAGGGGCAGGGUCCGAUGGGCCGCUUCAUCAUGCUUACUUAUAACCUCUCGGUAUUGUACGCGUACUCCCUCAGCCAGAAGGAAGGGAACGAUGACCAGGACGAAGGAGGCGAGAGUCCGAUUAUAACUGAGAUAGCUCUUCAUCGUGUUGCAUCUGUUCUGUCUGGCUGUAUCUGGGGUAUUAUCAUCACACGAGUGAUUUGGCCCAUCAGCGCUAGGACGAGAUUGAAGGAUGGUCUAAGUCUUUUAUGGCUUCGAAUGAGUCUGCUCUGGAAACGCGGCCCCCUGUCUACCAUGACUAGCAACACAGAUAAUUCGGUUUUCAUGAGCCCAAGAGAGAAACUGGAGAUUGAACGAUUUCUUUCGCGCUUGGAGUCUCUUCAGGCGUCCGCCCGCUCCGAGUUUGAGCUGAAAAGCCCAUUCCCUGAUUUGGCGUACAGUAACAUUCUCCGCCGCACAAGGAGUAUGGUGGACGCUUUUCUUGCGAUAAAUAUUGAGCUUGAUAAAAAUAUGACAUCAUCUGAAGGCGAACUUAGUAUUCUCCAAUAUACCGACAAGGAAAGACAGCAAUUGUCGUCGCGCAUCAGCCAUCUGUUGUCAGUAAUGGCUUCCUCUAUGAAACUCGAGUACCCGCUAAGCGACGUCCUUCCCAGCAUUGAGCAUGCUCGAGAUCGGCUUCUUGCCCGCCUCUUCCACUAUCGCAAGGACCAUGAAGCAUCCCGCCUGUCUACAGACGAGGAUUAUGCGUUAUUGUAUGCUUACAUUUUAGUAACUGGUCAAUUGUCGACAGAGAUUGAGGGGAUCAUGGCGGAAAUCAGCUGGUUGUUUGGAGUACUCGACGAAGAUAUUAAGACGAAGCACAAGUAA